CAGAUUUCGAUGAUUUGGAUACCAAAGCUAUUUCUAACUGGUCUCAGGAUUAUUUGGAACAGCUGGAUACAUCACAGCACAAUUUCCCCAAUACGUUAUGGCACGUGAAACCGCCACUCGAAAUAGCUUUGAAAUUAUCCGCCAUGUUAGUGAUAAGCAUUACUGGAAUCUUUUUAAAUUCCAUAAUUUUGACCAUUUUGUUAAGAAACAAAUGGCUAUGGACUGCCAGUAACUAUUUGGUUGGGAAUUUGGCAAUGACUGAUCUCUUAACACUCCUCAUCUGCCCAUGGUUUAUGCUCGUGCGGGAUUUCUACCAGCAGUACGUUUUAAGGAAUUUUGGAUGUCGCUUCGAAGGAUUCUUACAAGCUUCCUUCUUAUUAGCAGGCGUUUGUGCAGUCUUACUGGUGUCGUAUGAUCGCUUAGCGGCUGCAGCGCUAUCAGCUGAAACUCGAGUAACUAUCAAAGUUGCUCCUUAUUUAAUUGUAGCAUCAUGGCUUGCUUCAAUGACUGUUUCAUUGCCGUGGGCAGUAAAGAGGGAAUUCGUGGAGCGGCCAUGGAAAAACUAUCUGGAGAUGUAUUGUGUAGAAGAUACAAGGGUGCUUGGCAUUUAUUGGCACUUUCUACUUAUGUUACUGGUUUGGGCACCGCUUGGUGUAAUGGUUGUAACGUACGGUACAAUAAUGUGGCGUUUGGAAUGGAGUGUCCGUGAGCUCGCAGCUCGUGGAGGAGGUCAGUCCAUUGCCAGAGCCAGGACUAGGACCUUAAGGAUUACUGCCUGCGUUCUUCUAGUCAGCCUGAUAUGUAGGAUUCCAUUCACUGCGCUGAUAUACUGGAGAAACAAUUUGGCUCCCCAGAUUAAUUCGGCCGAUGGUGGAUUCCAGAUUAUGUGGUUUGCUGCUAACUACCUCAUGUACUUGAACUGUGCUAUCAAUCCUCUUAUUUACGGCUUCACUAAUGCAAGGUUCAGGAAAGCUAUGGACAGGACUCCAGGCAUUGCCUGCUUUAAGUUUGGGUCUUGGUGCUGUUUGUGUGAUGUGCCCGCGAAAAAACGUGACCAAGCCCAAGAGAAACAUACGGAAAAGAUUUUCGUAAUUGCACAUUCACCGAAACCACACAAGAAGAUUUCGAAAGCGAUUAAGAAUAUACUUCAUAUCAAGAAAGAUACUUUGGAUUUCAGUAUCAAAGUAGACGAAGCUACAACAAAACCUACAAAAAUAACGCCAGUGAAAACUGAACCAGUUCUUGAAAAUGGAAAGAUAUAAAACUUAACAGAAGAUUUUAAGUUUUAGACGUUAAUUGUUCUAACUGAACCGCCUUAUAUUGCAUCUCCAAUAGAAACAUGAAAA
Molecule: messenger RNA, 1346 nt
Organism: Spodoptera exigua (beet armyworm)
Lineage: Eukaryota; Metazoa; Arthropoda; Insecta; Lepidoptera; Noctuidae
Source: the annotation of a GenBank genome assembly